CAACGGCUUGGUCUCUGCGCUGUCUUGCAACCCCCGAGUUCCCUGACGCCUGACUCGGCGAACAUGCAUGCUGCGCCAUUUCGGCCACAGUAGAGUUCUCGACCCUCGUCUCCCGAUAUAUUCGUUAAUGCGACGCUGUCGCUUGCCUCUUCGUUGAUACCCAAUAUUCCCGCCCCCGACCUUACCGUUCCGCGAUAACGUCGUCGUGACCGUCGAGAUGUCAUUCCGAGACAAUGACCAGCGCCGGUAUGGCCAUGUUCCUCCUGUACAAUACCCUGUCGCGAACCGAUCUUCCCAGGACCAAUCGUCGUACCCUGCGCGCACCCCUAGUUUCAAUAAUGGUGAUGACGCUGGCACAUUUGCCUCGGGCGGCUCUCGCCCCGGCUAUCACCCAACGCUAAAUACGGCCGUCACCGGGCACGCGGGUCGCGACGAGUUAUUCUUAGCAAGCCCGACUGACGCAAAUAGGCCCGGCUACGGCAACUCAAAUGUUGGUAUGUCGGGGUACCAACAUCAGUACCAGCCUCAGACUCCGCCCACACCGUCGACAUACAACCCCCAGGCUUUUGCUCGCUCGCAAUCCACCUCAUUGCCGCCUAAUCCGUACCCACCAAACCGACGGGCACAAUCAAACACGGCCGCUGCUCCUUACAGUCCUACUGCUGGGUCGAACAAUUUCGCGCCCGCUCCGUAUAAUCCUGCCGCGUAUUCUGGCACCUCGGCCUCUCAGCGCCAGUCGACUUACGCCUCUUAUUCUAACUACGGCAGCCAGCCUUACGGUUCGCCGCCCUUGAACCAGUCACCCUACCGGCAGUCCCAGCCCACGUAUCCCCCUCCCCCCGCCCAGCCGUUGCAAUCGCCCACGUUACCAUCGACGUACGCCGCCGGUUAUAAUCAGGCGAUCCAGAACCCAGCAUACCCUCUUUCCACAAAUUCGGUGACCCCGAUUCAGACUAGCUACGAGUCUUCGCAGUCACAAUAUGCCACGGGCUAUGGAAACAAUACCGCGAGUCCACCAGGGACCUCCUAUUCAUCUACGUCCCCUCAAGUUCCCUAUCCGACACAUUCACAAAUACCGGUAGGCCCUAAUUAUUCGGCGAGCGACCCUCAUUCGUUUUUAAAUCGCGAAUCGAGAUCGAAUUCGGCGACGUCCCCGAUCCCGUCUCCUCCGGCUCCCUCACAGCCGGUAUACGGCUUGAGUCGGCACCCGACUAAUGCGCCAUUGCCGAGUCGACCCCUCGACGAUGUAACGGAUGAUCGAUACGCAUCCGGCGGUGCCAUAGAACCCGAUAUAUCUCAGGAGUACAUCACGCAGGACAAUAUCAUGCAGGACAUCGAAGCUGAACUCGGAAGGGGGGGGGUUUCUGUGCGCGGUAGGCCGACAGCAUUCGAUCAGCGCAAUGGUGCUCUACCGGAGGAUGACCUGCAAAAUCUCCGUCGGUUGACGUCCAAUGCUAGCUAUCAUUCGCAUGUCGCGACACUGAACAACCACGAGGAUCCCUCCGGAGUGAACCGCUACUCCUCAAAUGCGUCGACGUCGAACAGGAAUCAUUCCCCGAAACAUUAUUCUUUUUACGAUGACAGAGAUGACGACGACAACGAGGGGGAGGGAGACGAAAGCGACCCAGAAGGCGCUGCCGGAGUUUGGGCGCUACAGCAGGCAGAAGAGGAUGACCGUCGAUUUAGCACAUUGGGCGGCUCAUUCCCCUAUUUCAACCAACUUGAUGCACCCACACAACCCACCCUGCCGACUCAUAAGGAGGAACCGAGUAGUGAUAGCGAUUACGCCGGGAUGGAUCUUGGUCUCGCAGGUGGCGGCUACGCGGGAAGUCUCGCAUACGAUAAUAAUCUUGGCUCUCCUCCUGCUUCCGAGGUCGCGCCCGGGGACACUCAGAUUCUCCCAAUUCGCAGCAACCACCCCUCUCAAAGGAGCCACGGAAGCGGCAAAUAUCCGGCGUUCGAGCAAGCCGACGUAGACUACGGUGAUACUGGGGGCCUACAACCACCAUCUGCGCACCGCUUGAGCUUUGAUGAAGGGGACGAACGCGUUUCCGUCCACUCGCAACACAGCGACAGCGAAUCGCCAACUAGGGAAGAAUACCCGGACAUGUUCUACCAUCCCGGCCUGUCAAAUCGGCCACUUCCGGCCAUCCCCGCUGGCUCCGACAGUAGUUCGAUGCUAUCAGUGCAGUCGCCGACCCGUGCCGGAUACCAACAUGGAUACUCUCUAAGUGUAGAUUCGCGCCCAUACUCCGGGCCGGAUGCCCAGUAUGGACAAAACGCGCAACAGCUUCAAGUUGAGAGAUCUAUCUCGCUGUCUAGCCAUAGCACGUCGCCCCAGGUUCAGCCGCCAGGGAGAUCGAAGACCGACGCCACGGACGACCGAAAUGCGCGUGUACGGUAUAUGCGACAGCAACAGCAACUGGCGGCUCAGCAAGGGUUGCCAUACGAGGGCUAUGAAACCGCUACGACGUCAUCGGUAAAUUACGACGUAAUAACUCUACCAAGUGGCCGGCGAAGAAAGUUCCAACCCGACAAGCUAACUCUAGUCGACGCCCACAGUUGCACGGAACCGUGGGCGUUGAGUGGUAUUGCCAAAUGGGUUCGCGAGAUGGCCGAAGGCGAACCUGAUCUGAAGAGAAAGACUCUAGAAGAGGGCCUCGUCAGGUUGUUCUGUCUCAAGGUUCCCAUGAUGAACGUUGCAGACGCCGAGGCACUCGGAACUCAGGUCGCGGACUCGAUGCUAAACGCCGGCAUACUAGUCCCAGAAGAGGAGUGGCUCAAGUUUGGCCCGGGCUCUAUAUCUGGUGUGCUGUGGCAGUUGACCGGUUCCGGUUGCUAUGCAUCAAAACUACACGAGCAGGACGAUAACGUGAUGGGGCACGAAGUACCUACGAGAUGUUACUCUCAUCAUUGCACCAGGACCUCGAAGAAAGCCAACUUAGAUGAGCUCAUGUCCGGCGGCACUAAGACGGUUGAUUGGGCGACGUAUUAUGGGAUGAAGAAGGAAGAUGUGGAGGGCAAGUCAGAGAAGGAGAUCUCUCGACAGAAUACCCUUCACGAAAUCAUCACCACCGAAGAGCAAUACAUGGAACACCUCGAGGUUCUACGAGAGCUGUAUCGAGACCAGCUGGUCAGCUCGCAGCCUCGAAUUAUUGCCGGGGGCAGGUUGGACAAGUUCGUGAAUACCGUAUUCGGCAGAGCCGACGCGGUGCAACAGGUCAACAUGGAGCAUCUACUUCCUCAGUUGAAAUACCGGCAAAAGGAGCAGGGGCCGUGGAUUGUGGGCUUUAGCGACAUCUUUAGAGAAUGGGUUCGAAAGGCUAGGCCGGUGUACGUCGAAUAUGCCGCCGCCUUCCCUUUCGCGCACUUUCAGGUGAAAAAGGAAUCCGAACGGAAUUUCCUGUUCAGGCAGUUUCUCGAGAAUAAUCGACUGAACCCGCGGUCAGCACGCCUGGAUUGGACAACGUAUCUAAAAGAUCCCAUCACGCGGAUGCAGAGGUACGCGCUUCUCCUAGAUACGGUCCUGAGGCGCUCGAUACCAGACAACGAAGAGAAGGCGAAUCUCAAAAGGGCCCUCGACGAGGUCAAGUUGAUGGUCCUCGAAUGCGAUUCGAAAGUGGACGAGAUGCAAAAGAAGGUGACAAUGAUCGAGUUGGACCAGAUGCUUGUUCUCCGACCCGGUUUCCACGCCGAUCUGAAUUUGGACCACCUCGGCCGAGAGCUCAUUCUCCAGGGUGAUCUUCAGAGGAUGGGCUCCAAAGGCGUACGAUGGGUUGACACGCACGCGCUCUUGUUUGAUCAUUAUUUGAUCCUCGCCAAGCUCGUCGUGUCGAGGGACGGGAGACAAGACAGAAAAUACGACGUAUCCAAGGAGCCCAUUCCCAUGCCUUUGUUAUUCCUCGAAAGCAGCCAGGAUGAUCCGAUCUCCAAGCAGAAGGGCAUUGCCACCCCGUUAACUCGGACAGCAAAUUCCGCUUCAGAUACUAAGCUGAACAAGGUGGUGUCGAGCGGCAGUGAACGGCCUAGUGGGGACCAUGCAGCUAUGGGCUCAUCUACCGGCGGUGUGGCUGUCACUCGGCUGACCCCUAUGAAUUCGGCGGAUAGCGAGGGGAGGAUUCUUUACCCUUUCCGAGUCAAGCAUUUAGGGCACGAGGUGUACACUCUAUUCGCGUCGUCGGCCCAAGCACGGCAAGACUGGUGUGACAGAAUUAUCGAGGCUAAGACCCGCCACGCCAAAGCUUUGCAUGCUCAGAACGCGGAGCCGUUCCGGUUACGCGUGAUGGCUGACAGCGCUUUCGCCUACGACCCAAUAACCGCCAUUGGAAAAUACGUGGGUGGUGUUCACAUACGUGGAACCCCGCUUGACAGGGCGAUCCGCGAGGUGGAGAAGACGUUUAGUACCGGCCGCGGGCCUCCUCCGAUCUCUCGAGCGGGGGUGAACUGUGCUACCGGCUUUUCCGCCUUCGGUAGAAAUAUGGUUGCGGUUGGUACCGACGCUGGGGUGUGCGUAUCCGAGGCUAGCGAUCAGAGGAGUUGGACUAAGACUGUCGCAGCGAGCAGAGUUACGCAAAUCGCGGUCCUCGAGGAGUUUUCCGCCGUCCUCGUCUUGACCGAGAGGAACCUCAUCUCCUAUCCUCUCGAUGUCGUGUCGCCGCCCUCCAACUUCCCCGCGGCCGCCAACGACAACCCGCGUCGUUCGCCUCAGAGGCUGGCGAAAGACGUAUCGUUCUUCGCCACCGCCCGCAUGAAGGAUCGGAUGUUGGUGUUUUACAAGAAGAAGGAAGGUCUGCACAGCACCUUCAAGGUGGUAGAGCCGGUCUACCAAAAGUCUACGGAAAAGAAAUCCCGCCUUCUUGGCGGCAUACGAAGAACUGGGGUGGGCGCCACGGAAAGCUACCGGGACUACGACGAAUUCUACCUCCCUACCGAGUGCUACUCGCUCAACAUAUUCCACACGUACAUUGCCAUAUCCACCGCGAAGGGCUUCGAGCUGUUGACCCUCGACAAGAAACUGCCCAUGUCAAUACCUGACGUGAAACAACCGACUAUCGCUGGCAUCGCCAGUCGCAUCAGGGACCAGCGGCCUCUCGGCAUGUUCCGCCUCAACGAACAAGAAUUCCUGCUGACCUAUGAGGAUUGCGCCGUGUACGUGGACAAAUACGGUGACGUGAGCCGCAGCGUCAUUAUGGAAUACUCGGGCAAGCAAAAGAAGGCGAGGGGUGCAACGAUGUACGGGCAGUACUUGCUGCUCUUCAACGAAGACUACGUGGAAGUGCGCAAUGCCGAAAACGGACGACUGCGUCAGAUCAUCGCUGGAAGGGACGUGAGAAUUCUCGAUUAUGGAGUCCGGGGGCCGACAGGGGGGUCGUCGGCCGCGAACGGGCAUAGCCAGCAUGCCAACGCUGGCGAUAACGGGGCCGACUCGAAGGGUACCGUGAAGAUCUGCAUGGCACACCCGGAAGUUGCAGGUCAACAGAUCGUCCUCGAGAUGCUGCUCAACAGCGGGCAUCUGGAGAAAUGAGGGAUGAUAUACGGUUCAAUGACAACACAGGUUACGUGGAGGGAU
Messenger RNA from Durotheca rogersii, 5569 nucleotides. Its product is annotated as CNH domain-containing protein. Lineage: Eukaryota; Fungi; Ascomycota; Sordariomycetes; Xylariales; Xylariaceae. The transcript has 3 exons. The record is from RefSeq and is a predicted model, not a curated record. The coding region runs from base 218 to 5524 and encodes 1768 amino acids. Gene Ontology annotation, molecular function: guanyl-nucleotide exchange factor activity.